This is a messenger RNA of Actinia tenebrosa (Australian red waratah sea anemone), 6024 nucleotides long. Its product is annotated as anaphase-promoting complex subunit 1. Gene Ontology annotation, molecular function: molecular adaptor activity. Gene Ontology annotation, cellular component: anaphase-promoting complex. The record is from RefSeq and is a predicted model, not a curated record. NCBI's taxonomy places the organism in Eukaryota, Metazoa, Cnidaria, Anthozoa, Actiniaria, Actiniidae. Gene Ontology annotation, biological process: anaphase-promoting complex-dependent catabolic process; protein K11-linked ubiquitination; metaphase/anaphase transition of mitotic cell cycle.
GCGGUCGUUAGGCCACGAUCAAAACUACCCUCCGCGGUCCCUGUGGCUACCAGUUCAACGACCGAAAGGUCAUAAUGUUAAAAAGGGAAUCUCUCUUUCUGAAAAAAUGCAACCUACUUGCUGUUGUAUGAAAGAGCCAGAGCUUGGAAAAGCUUCCGAAACAAUAUGGAUGUCAAAUAGGCGCGCAGUGCAUUGUGGUUGACUUGGAUUCAUGGACUUAGAUGCUUAAACUGGCAAAACUUUCAAAUUUACACAGGACUUUAUUCAUAACAACUUCGCCGAAAUCCACGUUAAUAGUUCCAAUAAUAAACUGAGAAUGCUAAGACUAAGAUUUCCGAAUCCAAGCCUCUCGGGCUACCUGUGGUUAGUAGUUACCAGAUUGCCACGGUAUUCAUUAAACGCGUUUAUGAACUACUGGUACUGGUUGGUAUUUUGCCCGCCAACUUUAAUUCCAAUAUGGCGGACGAGUAGCUUUGUACCAGCGAACAUUCGUCUUCUUAUACCAGUGUAUCACGAUGUUCAAGCCUGAUUGUCUGGAAGUUUUCUCUCCCUUUGGAAGAACGUUUCUCCAGCAUCAUCCGUUCGGUGCGGAGAAUUUACAGAUAGAAAAAACUGAAGGAAUACGUAACAGUGAAACAUUGACAAGCAAGACUGAGAAGGGGAUUAUCAGAAGCGUGGAUGGUGAUGUACCAUGUAAUGAAGAGCUUUAUAUUAAUGGACAAACUGUGGUGUGGAGCAAAGGAUGUUCACCUGAGACUAGAACAGUAAUUAAGUCAUUCACUCUAGAUUCAGAUGUUAUUGACUGCUUCUGGUGUAAGUUUACCCUACCUGCUCCUGAACAAGGAAUCUGUAAAGUUGAAGAAUCACAUAACACUUUGUGUGUUCUAGAAAAUGAAUUCCUUAAUGUGUUUUCUACUGAUGGUGGAGUACACACAGCUGCCUUGCCCUUUCCUGUUAAUAACACCUGGGUUGUUCCUGGAGGACUACUGCUAGAAAGGACUGUUAUGCCAUCAGAACUGACAGCUCACAAAAGAGAAGUACCAACUUUAUUUAGUCUUAUGCACCCAUUGGAUGAACCCAGACCAGUAGCAUCACUGGCUCAAGGAAAAAGAGCCUUCAUUUGUGACCCUACUUUGAAUGUGAUCUACACUGCUGAAGAUAGUAACUUUAUUAUGAUGUAUGACUCAGUGAUGGGCCUGCAUUCAACAUGGCUUCUUAAUAAAGCACUACCAGAGGACAUACCUGAAUCACCAUUCACACCACAUGGAGUUGAUUUCUCAUCAGGAGCUAUUGGCCACAACCCUACCCCUGUUAUGUUAGCAGUUGCACACUCUCGAUUGUCUUUAGCCACACCUCCUCACUCGCCAUUCAAGCAGUACACAUCUUCUCCUGCCAUGCGUUCACAUAUGCACUCUCCUGCACCCAUCAAGCUUAUGUCCCCAGCACUAGGUCAGAUUUCUACAAGCCAGUCUCGUUCUCCUUUUCUUGAAUCCCCCUUCAUGAUUGGCUGCAGGUCACCUUCAGUGUUCCGUUCUCCACCUGGAGGUCAUUCAAGGGAUGAGUCAUUUGUAGACUACUUUGAACCUCUCACUCCAGAAGUGUGUCUUAAACAAAUAUGGCAAGAAACCCCCAUGCCAAUCAGGCAUGGAGCAAAAGGCAAAGCAAGCAAAGUAAUCCAAACUACAGAUAUCAGUGGGAACACUUUUCUUUGUUAUUUGAUAGGACACACCAACAAACUCAGUACAUGGUUUAUGAAGGAUAGACAUAGUGGUCUGGACAUGAUGCUAGUGCUAGAAUUGGAUUCUUCACUAAGUCUCUUCAGUGGACAAACUAAGGCUUGUUCAAUUACACUUUCAAGUUUACAGCUGAGUCCCUCUUUUCAGAAAGAAGAUGCAUUGUCUUUUGGUUCUCUUCCACAAGAAAUUGCCAUUGAAGCCACAGAUAGUGAUAAAAAACCUGGAAUGUUACAAUCCAUUCAAUCACUAAGAGAUCAUCAACCUCUAGGCUGUAAUCUGGUAUUUCCUGGUGGACUUCUGUACAAACUUUCUCUUCCUCCAUUGUCUAAAAAUUCUUCAGUUUCACAGUGUAUAACGUCCAUCAAAUGCCUGUUACCAGCUCCUAUUGCUUCUCGUUUUAUCCUUUCUUUCUACUCACUGGCCAAUCAAAGAACUGACCAAUCAGUGUGGUCCAUGCAAACAUCUCCGCAGGGGGAGAUGGAGUGUUUUGUUUCAUGCUUGAAAAGUAUGAUGGGAUAUAAAAGUGGUGAAGAAGGAACUGAAGAGGAGGUACAAAACAUGAUGCAGUCGGAUUCCCCAGCUGCCAAGAAGUUUAAGUCAGAAGAAGGAUUAAACGUUGAGGGUGAUGAGGCCUGGGAAUGGCUAAUGAACAGUUCAUAUCACAAGAUAAUGCAGCCUAGUUGUAUUCCAUUUUUCCCUUCUGUAACAAAACCAAAGCCAAGACAAGAAGAUGCUGACACAAAAUUUGAAGACAAGCUAGACAACACUGCUCUUCUUUUCAACCACAUUCCAACCAUUCUCUUUGCCCUUCAUCUGGUAUAUGAGGAAAUGAAGCUUGAUGUGUUAGCAAAGGAUGACUUGAAGAUCCUUGGAGAACUCCUUUGCACCUUAUCAAGGGAUCUGUCCUGGAAGCCGUAUUCAGACCUCUACUACCGUGACCUACCAUCCCUUGUAUCAGUUGGUUUGUCAGAACCAUCCCCUCAAAUUAAAAAUCAACUAAAGGCUCUCAAAUUACCAGAAUACAUCAGUAGAGACCCCCCUGAUAUUCACCAAUGGUUGAUGUCAUGCUUGGAUGGUCAUAUGGUAAGUACCAGAAUGUAUCAGCUUUAUUCGCUCUUUAUUCCUACCAAAGAAGGCCGUUGUCUUGAUGAUCCAAAUCAGCUUUACCUAAGACUACCAGGGCAAGGGAUUGAAAAAUUAUCUACUGAUCUCACCCUUAAACUAACGAGGUGCCAAACAGCAGCAGAAAAAGUGGUUGUCUUCAUGGCUGAAAAUGAUUUUACAUCUAAAGAUUUAGACCGUUUACCAUUUGGUGUUGGACUCCCGAUAAGAGAAGCUAUUCACAUGUGCAGCCAGAAACCUCCUUGUGAACUUUCACACACAGCAUAUACAUUGAUAGGUAGGGAGGAUUUAGCAUCACUAGUUGGUGAUCAACCAAAAGACAUUCAUACUCAGCACGGACCUCUUAAUAAAGUUGUUUUGAAGGAAGGCGAAAAAGACGAUGGAAUGGACUUCAAUGAAGAGGUCAUGCGGUUACGGUUUGGUAAAGAUUUACGCGUCCAAGAAGUACGGAGACUGUUACAGUCGGCCAGACCAGUCCGAGUAAGCCUGGUGCAGAAACCAGAAGUCAGUGACCAUGAGUUCAUUCAAGAACAAGAAGCUAAACUGUUAUUAAUGUGCAAAAGAACCAUGGCGCUACCUGUUGGAAGGGGUAUGUUUACUCUGGCCACCUCUCGUCCAGUUUUAACUGAGACUCUCCCCAUUCCAUCUCUGGAUCUCUCAGGGCGUCUCCCUCCAAGAAAUACAACAGUUGGCUUGGAUCAUGUAGAUACUCCAGCAGAUAUGAAGGUGUGGCCACAGUUCCAUAAUGGCGUGGCUGCUGGGCUUAGGAUUGCUCCAGGAAUAUCCCAAAUCGACAGUGCAUGGAUAGUGUACAACAAACCCAAGGAUAACCAGUUAACAAACGAACACGCUGGUUUUUUGAUGGCUCUUGGUCUCAAUGGUCACCUAACAAAUCUAGCACACAUGAAUCUACACGACUAUCUCAGCAAGGGACACGAACUUACAACAGUUGGGACUUUAAUCGGUAUUGCUGCUUCAAAGCGUGGUACCAUGGACCUGUCAACUACUAAAGUGCUCAGUAUACAUGUAGAUGCCCUACUACCCCCUACCUCUGCUGAACUAGAUGUACCUCACUCGGCACAAGUAGCUGGUGUUCUGGGAAUUGGAUUCGUUUACCAGGAAACAGCUCACAGACGAAUGGCUGAGGUCCUGCUCUCUGAAAUUGGGCGUCCGGCAGGUCCAGAGAUGGAGAAUGCAGUUAACAGAGAGUCUUACUCGCUAUCAGCUGGCCUGGCAUUAGGGCUAGUCAUGUUACAGCAUGGUAACGAGGCUCUUGGGGUAGCAGACUUAAAGAUGGCUGAUCAGUUGUACCACUACAUGGUGGGGGGACAGAAAAAACCUCAGGCAGGAACACAGAAAGAAAAGUUUAAAACUACCAGCUAUCUAAUCAAGGAAGGUGAUACAGUCAAUACUGAUGUUACUGCACCUGGUGCUACCCUUGCACUCGGUCUCAUGUAUAUGAAGACCAAUAACAGUGCAAUAGCGUCGUGGCUUAGUGCUCCUGAUACACAGUUCCUACUGGACUCUGUUCGGCCAGACUUUCUUCUUCUCAGGCUUCUUAGUCGUGGUCUUAUCAUGUGGGACUCUAUUGUACCAUCAAUGGAGUGGGUGGACACCCAUAUACCUGCUAUCGUCAAAAACUACGCCUUCUGCUCGAAUAUUGAAGCUCAAAAACUCGAGAAAUUAGACAUAGAUCUUCAGACUUUGAGUCAAGCCAAUGCUAACAUCAUCGCUGGUUGCUGUCUCGCCAUGGGAAUGAGGUUCGCCGGUUCAGCCAAUCAGCAAGCAUUUGAUUGUUUGAUGCACUACAUCAAAUAUUUCAAGAACUUGUUGUCUUCAUCUGUGGUCGAUCAGGCAGGCAAGCCCACUAUAGAGACAUGUAUGGAUGUCAGUCUGUUAGCAUUGUCUUUGGUCAUGGCUGGAACUGGGAAUCUUGAUGUACUGCGUAUUGCUCGUCAGCUUCGUAAGCGUCAUUCAGCUGAUGUAUCUUAUGGUAGUCACAUGGCUAUCCAUAUGGCUAUUGGUCUGUUGUUUCUUGGAGGGGGGAGGUACACGUUAAGCUCAUCUGGUCCUGCUAUUGCUGCUCUGGUUUGUGCUCUGUAUCCAAAGUUUCCCAUAUCAAGUACUGACAACAGGUAUCACCUUCAAGCAUUUCGUCACCUGUAUGUACUUGCUGCUGAACCUCGUGUUAUUGUAACAAGAGAAUUCGAUAGUAAGGGUGCUUGUUACGUACCCAUAGACGUUACACUAAAGAGUACUGUCCAUUACCCAGAGACUGUUCUUAGCAUGGCGUCUCCCUGUAUUAUACCUGAGCUCCAUCUCAUUAAAAAGAUCUCUGUCGUUGGUCCUCGGUAUCUUCCUAUUGACGUGGACAUUGAACACAGCCGUCAUAACCACAAGACCCUCUUGUCCAAGAUUAGUACUGUAUUGGUCAAAAGACGAGCUGGUUAUUUAUCAUAUACUGAUGACCCAAAGGGAUACAGGAAUCUUCUGGCCAGAACAUUUCCUGAACAGUCCGACAAGACCGAGGUCAUUCGCUCGUUCUCAUCAGAGCCUCAGAUGGUUGCUCUUGCGGGGUUAUUUUGCGAGAAGCUGUCUGUCUCUGAUAAGGAAAAGGACAUGUCUGCCUUUAUUGCAUCUAUCCUGUACGAGUGCAUAACUGAAGAGAAACCAAAUGCUAUCAAGCUCUACCUCUCGAUGAACAAGGCUGUGGAAGAUAUUAACCAUCUAGACCCCAUUGAACUGUGGGAAGUCAAGCUUGCAUUGACCUUUUACUUGCAAGCAUUUAAGAGAAUAUGUCAGUGCACAGGUUCACGGCUCAAGCCUUUGUUGAGCCUGGAUUUUCUGACGCAGUGCAAAGUCUUUGUAGACAACGCUUUGGAUGAAUCGAUUGCCAAAACAUCAACAUCACUACUUACGUGUUUAACAUCACGUAAUCACUAUCAGAAGUUCUGUGCUGAGUUAGCAGGGUUCGGUGUUCAUCAUGGGCUUCCUUUGCCAUAUCAACUACCAAAAGACUUGUUACACGGUGUACAAUCUCUGCCUGCCAUUGAAGGACUGACAUCUUGUGAUGUUCCUCUAUCGGUCUCAUCACUGGUUAGAUUACGAACACGAUGAUAAUAUCUAAAGAAUGACAUAAACAUUAAAUGACUCACCCACCCUACCC